Molecule: messenger RNA, 2969 nt
Organism: Bolinopsis microptera
Lineage: Eukaryota; Metazoa; Ctenophora; Tentaculata; Lobata; Bolinopsidae
Exons: 12
Coding region: 50-2632 (860 amino acids)
Biological process (GO): transmembrane transport
Cellular component (GO): membrane
Molecular function (GO): transmembrane transporter activity
Source: RefSeq, a predicted model, not a curated record
AGGUACGAUGGAACCAGAAUGAUGUAGUUGAAGUCAAGUUUGCCCUAAAAUGGAGAGCCAGGCUGACCACCAUCUGGACGCAGACGCGAGUAUGGGCCGAGUCUCCGCCCGAGCCGUCCUCACUUCUAUACGCACUACUCAACCACCCUCCAGCUCCAGAGUACUGCCCCACGCUUUCCCCAACUCUUCAGACUCCACCAUCACCACUCCCAGCCUCUCCCAAACCAGCUCCCCCAAUAAUUUCAGAACGGCCCCCAGCAGCCCGCCUAAAGUCGACACUAUACCAGAUUCACCCCGCGUAUUACCGCUUCCUCCCGCGAGGAAAAAACAUCUAGAAGAAACUUCUGGAAUAUCGGAUGAUCGGACUGCUACGGCUCUGUCAAGUGAUGACGGUGAGCCUCUCAGAGGGAACAAAACUCCGGAUAGUUAUCUAGGUGACCCACCCUCGUUCUCUUCGUUAAACAUUUCAGAAAACAAGAAUAGUUCCCCACCUUUUUCUGCGUUAUCCUUGAAAAUCUGCAUGGAUAAAAACCAUCCACUCGAAUCAAACACUCUCCCUGAUAAUAAUGAUCUUGGUCAUAAGAAAGUGGAGAGGACUCGCCACAAGGUGCCCCAAUAUCAGGACUAUGAUGAUGUGACAGAAAUAGUCAAACCCGAUAUCAAACUAGUAUCGCCAAGCCCUACUGACGAAACGCCCCAGGAUCAAGAAAUCAAUCUGAAGGGUAAACGUGAAGACAAAAUCCCGUUAACCAAAAUCAGCAGUUCAAUCCGAUCUUCAAUAAAAUCGAAGCUAAGUGGAGAAAAACAAGCAGAAGGCGGUGCAGAUGGGCCGGAAAAAGAGGGGAUAAAACGUAAGCUAAGCGGUAAACCGAGCAGUAGACUGAGUGUAGAGCACCAACUACUGGGGGUCAGCAGUUCCACCAUCAGCAACUGUACUGAUCCCAACGAGAACGAUUGUAUCACUGUUAACGAGGCUAUCCAGAAGGCAGGUUUGGGCAGGUACCAUGCUCUGCCCUUUCUUGCUGCUGCUAUGAUUAUUGUCCUCAAGUGCUUUUUGGACGGUGUCCCUGACAACUUCGUGUCCAUGUUUCAGUGUGUGUUUGAAAUGGAUACCCAGUUACUAGUCCUGCUAGGAUUCAUCGGAUCCGUGUUAGGAGCUCCGAUAGGUGGAGCCCUAGCGGACAGAUUUGGUCGACGUCUUAUCAUAGGAUUGGGACUGAUAGCCCUUGUUAUUAGCUCAGCUGUGAUAACCGGAGCUCCUAACGAGGCCGUCCUCACCACCUUCUACGUCAUCUUCUCCAUGCUCAUCAGUGCUAUUCAUCCUAUAAUGCUGGUGUACGUGAUGGAGCUGUCUCCCACCAAGACACGGUACAUUACUCUGACACUGUGUUUUGUCUGCUACUCCGCCGUCUCCUUCAUCACCCCUCUCGUUAUCAUGCCUCUCUACACUCAGUCCAAGGACGAGGAUUUCAAGGGUGGUGAUAACUGGAGGAUAUCGUGGGGUGUGCUGAUGGUGCCGAUAAUUGGUUGUAUUGUCUUAUUGUUCUUCUCGCCUGAGUCUCCUCGAUACAACGCUGCUAAAGGAAAAUCAAAAGAAGCUCAAACGACCGUGUUCCAGAUGCUGAAAACCAACCUCGGAGACAAGUUGAGGCUAUCUCUUUCAACUCUGGAGCUCUCCUCUAACUCUGAUCCAACUAUUGCCGGGAUCAGUCUAGCUAAACUCUUUUAUCGGCCAAUUCAAGGCACCACGAUCCUGUUGACAGCAUUCCUUUUUGUAUGUAACGUGCAGUACUUUGCGUCUCAUGUCCUCACAGAGGAGAUGCUCACUAAUCGGUGCAGCUGUGGGGUCGACAUCACCUCUAAAGAAGCACCGUGGGCAGAGAACCAGUGGUGCGACAGCGACACCGUGCAGUGUAACCCUGACGACGAUAAGGACCGGACUUGCUGCUACAAGAAUAUGUGCCAAAGUAUCGAGGACAUGACGGAGGAUUACGACAUUACGGAGUGCCCGAAAAACAGCACGUAUCCGUGUAGGAGCGUCCACCACACCCAGUACAGUUCAGGAGGCGACGAGCACUGCAAGAGUGAGAACGUCUCCAAAUACUACAUCUUCAACGCAGUACGGAACGUCCUGUACGUGAUCGGGUUCGCUAUCGGCAUACUUCUCGCUCAGUACACGUCCCGUAAAGAUGCCUUUAUUCACCUGGCUUUCUACAUCACUUUUAUUAACGGAUUAUUGUUUGCUGUGUGCAGGUUCCUGCGAGGCACUACUUUUCUCAUAUUCGUUACCUCACUCGGUUUUAAUACAGUUAUUGGAGCUGUUUAUUCCCUUUCUUGGCUCUACAUGUUGGAGUACUACCCAACCUCUCUGCGUUGUUCAGGAGUAGGCUACCUGGCGGGUAUGGGACAGCUAGGUAACGGUGUGGGGACACUAAUCAGUAAAUAUACUCUAGAGUACGAGUUAAACGUUAACGGCAGGUUAACAAUCCACCUGUUCCUGUCCAAUCUAUUGACGGUGCUCUCCUUCAUGUUGGAACUUGAGACAAAACGACUUCCAAUGUCAGACAGAAAGAGAGUGGACUGUUUGGACCACAAACUCAGCACCAAGGCAGCCAAUAAAGCACCUAAUUGAGUGUGAUUUUAUUAAUUAUAAUUAUAAUUUCAUUGACUUCCCCCAAGUCAAAUAUCUAGUGGUCACUCGAAAAGUAAAUCUUAUAUGUUUUAGUAUUACUUUUAGGUACCAUAACAAUAUUUAUGUCGCAUUUAAAAUUUAUUCUUUGUUCAGAAUCAUAUAGCUUUUCUGACUCAAACCAUUGAAUUUAAUGGUGACCUUUAAAUUUGUAUAAUUAUCGGGUUAAACUAAGAACUUGUAGAGGUAAUUGUAAAUGUUUAAUGUUCUACUUUAAUAGAUAUACAACUGCUUGUAUAGUUUUCAAUGCACAGCCGGAAUGUAAGCUGAACCACUUUCA